Oikopleura dioica is the source of this 1149-nucleotide messenger RNA. NCBI's taxonomy places the organism in Eukaryota, Metazoa, Chordata, Appendicularia, Copelata, Oikopleuridae. The record is from the annotation of a GenBank genome assembly.
AUGGGAAUCGUUGAGCAAGUAGCAUGGUGCAGCAAAGCAGAGUGGCUUGAUGUCUACAGUAAUUUACAGAGAGAUAGAAGCGCAGUCCUACGCCGCUUGCAGCUCUGGGAGCAAAGAAUCGGUGCAGAUCUUCCAGUAGCAAUCGUGGCCACAAUUGCUGCUCUUACUGGGCUAGAAGAAAUUCGAAACAAUAGGGAUAACCAAGGAACGAUGUUCUGCGCCUCCGGAGCGUUGGUACAAGCAGUGGGAGUGAUAACAGAGCGCUACAGGGAGGCGAAUCUGCCGAUUCAUGUGCUCGCUGCAGAGAUUGGAAUACCAGAUUGGGUUACGAACUUGAGGCACCAAAUUGCGCAUGGACCGUGUCAGUCGUCGAUUGAAACGCUAGAAGACGCAUUGGAAGCAGUUUACGAAGCAUUAACGACAGAUGCCAAGUCCUACUGGGUCCUUCAAAAAGAAGACUACGACAAGCAAAAAAGCGAGAUCAAGAAAAGACUAUCGAAAGAUGAAGAAAAGGCUUUGAAGUUUCUUGCAAGGAGAAUAGUAGAAGUUGAUCAAGAAGGACUAAACUCUCUCUUCAACGAAGCUGCUGAAAUUGUGGCUGAAGAAAAGUACCGUCAGGUGCUUUCUGAACAGCUUGCUCGUCGAUACUCCUCGUUGCCAAGAAUAGUUACGCCGAUCUGGAGAAGUGGUUUCAAAAGAAUGAAGAUUUCAAAUCAGCUCGUGCUCGAUUUGCUGCGAGUUUUGAAGCUUCAAGACGACUGUGGAAGAAAACCGGAUAAAAAGUUGAAAGAAUGGAUUCAUGCACUGCUUGGAGACUGCAAAGAUGUUGAUUCAAAUUGGAUGAAAACGGUUUUGGAGAUUAUUUGCGAAAGUUUGGAUGAGUCUAGCGGGGGCUUUAUCAAAGCACUUGAAAAGGUUGUGGAAAGCUCGAGUCGGUUGGAGCAGAGAGAAAAGACUUUUUUCCUGAAAAAGCUCAUAGAGAUAAAACGAGUGUUCAACGCCAUGUCAAGUCAACAGAAAAUCUCGUUAUUUUCAAAACGUAGAACUGUGGUAUCAAAAGAAGAAAUCAAGGAAGAGGAUAUUUGGAAAACAGCCGAACACUUGCUUCCUGAUACGAAAGAACGUGUUUAUAAACAACUCUGCCAGUAA